This is a messenger RNA of Hypomesus transpacificus, 4668 nucleotides long. It is a transcript of the gene gldn, whose product is annotated as gliomedin. The coding region runs from base 1354 to 3207 and encodes 617 amino acids. Gene Ontology annotation, biological process: signal transduction. The record is from RefSeq and is a predicted model, not a curated record. Gene Ontology annotation, cellular component: cell surface. The transcript has 14 exons. Lineage: Eukaryota; Metazoa; Chordata; Actinopteri; Osmeriformes; Osmeridae.
GAUCACCAUCUCCAACACACACUGACGCACGUUCUCUGCAGACAGCUCCCCAUGACUCUGAAAACACACAGGAAACCAUCCCAGUUUGAAGUAGACGUCUGGUUUGAUCAGUACCGUCUGCCAUGUGUCAAAAUACUUCAGGAUUUUCCGCAAGGCACUCCCAAGAACAGCCUGUUGGAGAUGUCCACCACAGUGCAGCGUAGCAGACUGAGAACAUCCACCUGGCCUGCAGCGUCACGUUCCCCUCCGUCUGGCUGUGUGGACUGCAGUUCCCUCAGACCAUCCAGUCGUGUUGUGGGUUGGUGAAACAGGCUACCUUUAGCGAAGAAGCCCGAAUCGAAGCUACAGAACUGGGUCAUUGUUGUGGUUUGAGGACGAGAGCUGAGACGGGUGAUGGGAUCGGAGCCUGGGGAGAUGUAGAGUCAGCGUGUGGAACAGCAGACCAGGUCAUCUGGUGGCAGGUGACGUCUGAGCAGAGCGCACUACUAACCAGCUCACUGCUCAAAAGAGAACUAAAAAUGCUUAAAUAUACAGUAUUAAUAUCACAGCACAUCAACCAGCAACUUGGAUUGAAAUUAGAAACUUCUUACCAGCUUACAUUGUUGAUGUGUUGUUGAUGUGUUGACUAAAGUCACCCUUAUUGGAAACUUGGAACAUUUGAAUACAUUUGUUUUAUUAAAUGUAACAGUUCAUGACAAGGGUAGUGUGUGUGUGUGUGUACAUCGUUUCGGUUGAAGGGUGAGGCGGGGGUUUAUGGGGGUGAGUUUGAGGGUUACAGAAGAAAACUUGAAGCCUUGGGUCUCUCUGCUCUUGUUCAUGGCACUCUGUGUGUGUGUCUGUGUGUGUGUGUCUGUGUGUGUGUGUGUCUGUGUUUUGUAAGUCACUGCCCACGGCUCCAGAAUGGUUUGUGCUGAAUAUAAAUCAGGUGACUGCACAGGCGAUGGGGGUUUCUUCCCAGACAAGCCCAAAGGAUUGUUGAAAGCCCACCCCUGCAUCGCACACACACAUCAUACUCCACUUGGUCCACAACACAACAAGGAGAGUAUUUACCAGCCUGCCUCCAAAGAGACCACCCGGACACACUCCACUCUCCGGACUCUGGUGAUGCCGUGGAUUGUAUUUGGACCUGGAACUCAGAGGCAGACCUAGUCUAGAUUGAUUUGGAAGCUUUGGAGUUAGUGGAAAGUGAAACGUAUACUGGAUUUCGUUUCCAUAAUCCAACAACGUUGCUCUUUUGGAAUCUAGAGAGAGAGCUUGGACCUUACACGUCAUCCACCACAAAAGAGCCGACAUACACUGAACAGUGAAGAACUUGUCUCUAGGAUACUUCUCCAAUAUAAUUUUCCAGUGUGAAUGCUGAAGCGUGCGGGUGAAUUCCGAAGCGGGGGAGGAGGAGGAGCAGAGGUAGUAGAUAUGUGGAUCCCGACCCCCAGUCUGUCUCUCCCUCAGCGGGUCCUGCUGUACGGCUCCUGUGCCCUGGCGCUGGGCAACUCCGUGGGCCUCCUGGUGCUCCUGGUCCAGCAGAACCAGCUGUGGACCAGGGUGGACCAGGUGGAGAGCCGGGUGACGGAGGUGGAGCAGAGCUCCGUGGUGGAACUCCUCCAGGAGGUGCCCAGAGGUGGCGUAGGGGAGCAGGUCCAGUACCAGUACUCCAGGAACAAGCGGAGCCAGGAGAUCGAAAGGGAACUGAGGCAGGAGUUGAGGCAGGAAAUGAGACAUGAGGUGAGCCAGGAGAUCGAAAGGGAGCUGAGGCAGGAGUUGAGGCAAGACGUGAGGCAGGACGUGAGGCAGGAGGUGAGGGACCUAAAGCAGGAGGAGGAGAUCCAGGGGCUGCUGCAGGAGGCCAGCCCCGAGGUGGAGGGGAGCCAGGAGGUGGAGGUGGAGAUGGGGAAGAGGAUGAGGCACGAGCUGAAGCACAAACUCAGGCCCUCUCACAGCCACAAGACGGAGAUACGGGACGAGAUGAUGAUGAUGAUGACCUACUCCAUGGUCCCGAUCAAAGUGUUGAUCGAUAUAUGUAACAGCACGAAGGGAAUAUGCAUCGCAGGACCUCCAGGACCGCCUGGUUUGCCAGGAAGAGAUGCAUCUCCAGGGUACAAUGGCACUGAUGGGAUCCCAGGGCUGGAUGGACUGCCUGGGGCAGAUGGCAAGCGAGGGAAGAGAGGCCCACCGGGUGAGGCGGGACAGCCAGGAGAGAACGGAGAGAGAGGAGAGCAAGGCCCUCCUGGAGAAAAGGCACACCCAACUAACGACGUCAUAUUACAGGGCCCCCCAGGUCCAGCUGGUCCUCCAGGAUCUCCUGGUCCUAUUGGUCCCCCGGGCCCCCCAGGACCCCCCAGGAACAGGAGCCAUAGACCCUACAUUCAUGCUGCCCAGACCCAGGGUCCACUCCAUGCCGUCCCAAAUGACUGGGCCUUGUCUGGGAAGGAGGUCAGGAAGCAACUGGAGAAAACGAAGAAGAAAGAAUGCUUGAUCAAGUCACUGAUCAACCCCAGGAACAUAUCUCAGAUGAACAAUACCUUCGGAACCUGGAUGAAGGACAUGGCCGUGCUGAGUGACGAACGCAUCUGGGUGGCGAAUCACUUCUCUGGGAGUGUAAUAAGGGAAUACAACAGCAUCACAUCCUUCCAGAACAGAAGCAGUGACGUCAUCAACGUCUGGAAGUUCUUCCAGGGUUGUGGUCACAUGGUUCACAACGGCUCCUUCUACUACCAUGUAGCUGGCACCUCCAACAUUGCCAAAUUUAACCUGAGAACCAAGAAACUAGCCACCUUGGCUAUCGACAACGCUCUGUACCACAACCUCUCCUAUCUGCUCACCAAUUCAAAGACCUACUUCAAGCUGGCUGUGGACGAGAAUGGUUUGUGGCUGAUCUUCUCUUCCAGCUUGGACGAGAGCAUCAUGGUGGCCCAACUGGACCAAAAGACCUUCUCAGUGACCACCUACAUCAACACCACCUACCCCCGCAACAAAGCUGGCAACGCCUUCAUCGCCUGCGGAGUGCUCUACGUCACCGACACCAAGGACACACGGGUGACCUUCGCCUUCGACCUGCUGAAGGCGAAGCCUGUCAACAUGACCUUUGACCUGCGCCCCCCGGGUGGCGUUCUGGCCAUGCUGACCUACAGCCCCAAGGACAGACACCUGUACGUGUGGGACGGCGGCUACGUCAGGCUCUACGUGGUCCACUUCAUCUCAGACGACUGAGCGGAGAGCUGGUCCUGGCUGAGGUGAUGGGGUCAGCUCUCACAGGUCUGUGUUGUCGUGCCCCAUCUCCUGCCUCUCUCCCUGACCCGCUCCACACGUCACAAGAACACAGAUCUGUGAAAGCCUGCUGAUUCUUGCGACUGCUGAGGGAAAACCCACGUAAAUAUCCACCUUGUAUCUGUGAACGCUGGUCAUGUAACUUCAUAUUAGAUUUGAGUAGUAAUGCGAAGAAGGCACACUAAUUACUUCCGGUGUAGAUUCCCAUUAUGUUAGGGGUUGAUAUAUCAAUAAGGGCUGGUCCAUGAGAUCAAUAUAAUCAGAUGAAAAAGUUGUUAUCGUUAGUUGUAUAGUGUGUGUACUGAACUUUGUCUAAACAGUACAUUAGUGAUGUAUUUAUAUUACCCGUUUUCUACUGUUCUUGGAAUUGUAAGCUUUGAAUAACAAGUUUUUGUAUUUUUCACUUUUUUUUUUUAUGGUUCCCUUUAUUUAUUGUUUCCCUUAACUUACCUUUCUGAAAACAUCUUUGUUGUUGUACUUAAUCGUUUUUCUCUGUAACUGCAUGCCAAAUCAUACUGUACAUCUACCGCACAAUGUUUCUUUCCUGAUGCCCCGAGGAGCUGCACGCCUGUGUAAGCAGGACGUACUUCCUGCCCGGCUCAGGUGACGCUGCAUGGUCACGUCUGGUUACCGCUCCAGGAAAGAAAAGAAAAACAUCUGAUGAAAUAAAAAUAAUUUAUUAAACUUACAAAGGUUAAAGUUUGACCUUGGUAGAACAGCCUGUUCUCUCUCUCUCAUCUUCAGACUCUUUCAAGUGCCCUAGUUUAUAUCUCCCCGUAGUCAGUUUUACAGUACGUAGUACACACACUCACGCGCACACACACACACGUGUGCACACAUCAGAAACACGCAUGCACACACACAAAAGAGGGACCAUCGGUCCGAACACUUAGUAUACAUAAAGUAGAUAUGUUGGGAAGAAAGAGGGAGAGAAACACAAAUCUCUUUAAUAAAUACCAUACAUACACUUAACAAAAGUUACCAGCUGUUAUGAUACAAACCAAAAAAUAAAGAAAAUGCUUUCAUGUUUGUACAAGCUGUUGUGGUAAUUCAUAUAUAUUAUUUAUAUAUUAAAACUAUUUUAAACGUUAUACUACUAGGCGAAAUAUAGCCAGACAUUCAUUUGUAUAUAACAGUUUCCUCUUGAUAGCCUAUUCAUUUGAAAGAAACUUUAAUAGUGUCUCCAGAUUUGAGUGCAAAUAUCUAUUUAUUAUGGAUGAACCAGUAAAAACGAGAACUACAGUGGUAACCACACACAAACCUACCAACACUAUGACACACUACGUCCCAGUGAAAUAGAGUAACACACCCCUUACAUUCCUAACGUAAAAGGCAAUAUGUUAAACAUAAAUAACAAGAAAAACAAUGACAAAACAAAACACAAAGAAAACUUGUAUAACUUAA